Messenger RNA from Phytomonas sp. EM1, 2287 nucleotides. NCBI's taxonomy places the organism in Eukaryota, Euglenozoa, Kinetoplastea, Trypanosomatida, Trypanosomatidae. The record is from the annotation of a GenBank genome assembly.
GUAGUUGUCUCUCGAUUACAUGUGACUUCAAUCAUGUAACAUCCAAACACAUAUGCUGCAAUAAUUUUGGAAGAGAUCAGGAGCUUUUAUCAUAGGGGUAGCUCUAAGGAGAGAAUUGGUUGUGAUAGGUACUUUUGGAGUGACCUAAUACUAUCAACAACGUCACCACACUUUCCAUUCUUCUAUCUCGGUACUGGUGGCGAUUUUGUCUUGUAGGCUUCGGUAAACGAAUAAGUUUAGCGACAUAGUGCAGCUUGUAGGACUAAAUGACCCUCAAGCAAAUCGUUUAAAUAUCUACAGACACACUCUAUGUGCUCAUUUCAUUUGUAGGAUCUAUGCUUUGAAUAACAAGAGGGAUCCUUUUUCUCUCUUUAAGCCGUGGUGAAUCUUUAGGACGAUGUAAAAUUUGUUUUUGCUGAUUACAUGUGUGCAUACAAGAUGAGCGACUUAACAUCUGGCGCAUAACCUUCGGCUAGGGUGUUUCAGUGCUUCGAGCAAAUCAUUUAGAGUUAGAAUGUUUAUAUUUAUCCUAUUCCAUUUCUCUUACACAGGAGUUUAAAUACGAAGAUUUUCGUCUCAGGGUAUGGACCUGAAAGACGGACGAAUCCAGGUCAUUUAGAAGAUACAUUCUAUCCAAAUAGUAUCACUGCAGUGUUCUAUUUUGAUCUCUUUCUGCAUACUAAUCUUCAUUUCUUUCGAUACAUCAUUAUUUUCAGAUUUUUCCAUACAAUUAUAAAUAAAAUUGAAACUAUCUAACAUCUAAACUUGAAAAAAUAAAUACAACAAGAUGUCCCAAAUGGAACACAACUUGAAACUAUCUGUCUUCGGCUCUCUACCUGAGCACCGUGCCAAUCGUAUCAUUUGCACUAUUGGCCCCGGCACACAGAGCACAGAGGCACUCAAAGGGCUUAUUCAAAGCGGCAUGUCUGUGGCUCGCAUGAACUUUUCUCACGGUUCACAUGAGUACCACCAGAUUACCAUCGAAAACGUUCGCAAGGCUUCAGCAGAGCUUGGCAUCAAUAUUGGAAUUGCUCUAGACACAAAGGGCCCUGAAAUCCGAACUGGUCUGUUUGUAGGGGGCCAGGCGGUGAUGGAGAACGGCGCCACGUGCUUUGUUACGACCGACCCCGCGUUUGCUGAGAAUGGGACCAGGGACAAGUUCUACAUUGAUUUCCCCCAGUUGCCUCAAGUGGUGAGGCCAGGCGGUUUUAUUUACGUCGAUGAUGGUAUUCUGAUUCUCAAGGUUGUGUCCUAUGAAGACGAGCAUACUUUGAGAUGCAUUGUGACUAACUCACACACUAUAUCAGACCGCCGUGGUGUGAAUUUGCCUGGGUGCGACAUCGAUUUGCCAGCUGUUUCUGAGAAGGAUUUGUGUGAUUUGCGUUUCGGUGUAGAACAGGGUGUCGACAUGGUUUUUGCUUCCUUCAUUCGCACGGCUAAUCAGGUUGAUGAGGUGCGCGAGGCGCUGGGUCCCAAGGGCAAAGACAUCAUGAUCAUCUCCAAGAUCGAAAAUCACCAAGGUCUCCAGAACAUCGACGCGAUUAUCGAGCACAGUGAUGGCAUCAUGGUCGCGCGUGGAGACUUGGGUGUCGAAAUCCCCGCAGAAAGGGUUGUUGUCGCACAGAAGAUUAUUAUCAGUAAAUGUAACUUGGCUGGAAAGCCUGUAAUCUGUGCGACGCAGAUGCUUGAGAGCAUGACGUACAAUCCAAGACCGACUCGUGCAGAAGUCUCCGACGUGGCUAACGCUGUUUUUGAUGGCGCCGACUGUGUGAUGCUCUCGGGCGAGACGGCUAAAGGCAAGUACCCUAACGAAGUGGUACAAUACAUGGCACGGAUCUGCCUCGAGGCCCAAAGCGCGACUAACCACUAUGUCACCUUUAACAGUAUUAAGGAAUUGCAGCGUAUCCCGAUGAAGGUGGAGGAGGCCGUGUGCAGCAGCGCCGUUAACUCAGCAUAUGAAGUUCAGGCAAAGAUGAUGUUAGUGUUGAGCAAUACGGGCAAGAGUGCGCGUCUUAUCGCCAAGUACCACCCUGCUUGUCAAAUAAUUUGCGUAACAAGCCGCCUGCAGACUUGUCGACAGCUCACCAUUACCUACGGCAUUGAGAGCGUCUUCUUUGAUACUGAGAAGUUCAGUGAGGAUGUCGAUAAAGAAAAGCGUGUUGAGACGGGAAUAGAGUUUGCCAAGAAAAUGUCUUACGUAAAGGAAGGCGAUUAUAUUGUAGUGGUGCACGCUGAUCAUCUGGUAAAGGGAUACGCUAACCAGACGCGUAUUAUGCUUAUCCACUAA